Messenger RNA from Podarcis muralis (Common wall lizard), 3788 nucleotides. RefSeq names its product mitogen-activated protein kinase 8 interacting protein 1 (gene MAPK8IP1). NCBI's taxonomy places the organism in Eukaryota, Metazoa, Chordata, Lepidosauria, Squamata, Lacertidae. Gene Ontology annotation, biological process: regulation of JNK cascade; JNK cascade. Gene Ontology annotation, cellular component: cytoplasm. The record is from RefSeq and is a predicted model, not a curated record. Gene Ontology annotation, molecular function: JUN kinase binding; MAP kinase scaffold activity.
CCGGAGGCCCGAGGCCCGCCUUUGCGCCGCUUGCUUUUCCUCAGGCGCCUUUUGGCUCUGCCGCCGCGCAGGCCGCCCGCCUGUGCCUGGUGAGGGCGGCCCGCUUCACCUGCUGCUGCUGCUGCUGCUGCUGCAGCUCCCCCUGGCAAGAGGAGGCGGGAAGCGGGUGGUGGUGGGUGGGCUUGGCCGGCCUGCUGCAUCCAGCCGUGGGGUGGGGUGGCGACGACAUCUGCCUUGCAGCUGCCGCUGCCGCUGCCGCUGCCGCCGCCGCCGCCGCCGCCACAGAGGUGGGAACCUGCUUGGGCUCGGAGGAGCAUCAGCGGCAGCGCCUCUUCGCGCUCACGCGCUUCUACCCCCACCGGCUUCCUCCCGCUGAUCCUUCCGCACCUCGCUCACCCCCUUCCCCGCCACCCACCCGCCGCCGUCGCCCUCCUCGCCGGUAAAUAAUCGCUGUCUGGUUGCCCCGCUGAGCCCUCCCUCCGCCGUGCCUGCCUGCCUGCCUGCCAGCCUCGGCAUCCCCCUCCCCCUCGCCUCCCGCCUGCAUGGAGAGGGAGAAUGGCGGAGAGAGAGAAAGGAGCCACGUCCCCGACCGGAUCCUCCCCGUUCUUGGGGCUGCACCUCGCCUCGCCCCCCAAUUUCAGGCUCACCCAUGACAUCAGCCUGGAGGAAUUUGAGGAUGAAGAUCUCUCUGAAAUCACGGACGAGUGUGGAAUCAGCCUGCACUGCAAGGACAGUUUGGCCUCACGGAGCCAUGUGAAUCUGCAGACCAGUGGCGUUCUGGGAGUGGGUGGAGGGGAGGCCAGCCGGCUCCAGGCAGAGAUGCUUCAGCUAGACCUGAUUGAUGCUACUGGGGACACCCCAGGCGACGAAGGGACGGCUCCUGAGCCGAUCAAGAAGGAGCCCCCGCCAGUGACCAUGGACACCUACAGACCCAAGCGGCCCACAACACUCAAUCUCUUCCCACAGGUGCCUCGGACGCAGGACACUCUGAAUAACAACUCUCUGGGGAAAAAGCACAGUUGGCAGGAGCGAGUGUCCCGGUCGUCAUCCCCUCUGAAAACUGGUGAGCAGACCCCUCCCCAUGACCACGUUUGCCUGAGUGAUGAGGUCACUCACCAAAACAGCACAACCUCCACCAAAGAUCGGGGCACAUCCACGGAGAGCCCGUGCCGGCGUACGGCUGCCACACAGAUUGCUCCAGCCUGUGUUGCCUCGUCCCGGGCACCGGAGAAACAGCAGGUUGCCAACCGCCCCCCACCACAGAACCCCACCGUUGUAGUAGUGACACGGGGGCCAGAAGCUUAUCGGGACCGCAUUCGCUACCAGACAGAUGUGAGGCUGGAGGCUACUGAGGAGAUUUACCUCACACCAGUGCAAAAGAAUUCUGACCCUCUGGAGUCUGAGAAGCCAUUCAUGUCACAGUCCAGUGAUAACCGGAUGUCCAUCAGCUCUGACAUAGACACUUCCAGCUACCCACAACUGGCAGGAAAACCUAACACCUCAAUCAGCGAGGAGGAUGAAGUGCUGGACUACCUGUCCUCACCUGACAAAAUGAACGCACCAAGGACUGUGUAUGGCAGCAGCAGCAAUGGCGGCUAUCGGCCCUGCCAUAGCCGUCAGAGGGCAUCUGUGAGCUCUGACACCAGUGCCCUCUCCUACGAUUCGGUCAAAUACACUCUUGUGGUAGAUGAGGACGUGCAGCUGGAACUCGUAAGCCUGAAACAGUGUUACUCGGGUUACAGCGACGAGAGCGAUUCAGCCACUGUCUACGACAACUGUGUCUCCUCACCCUAUGAGUCAGCCAUUGGGGAGGAGUAUGAGGAGGAUGCCCUGAAACGUGACUCUGUCUGUCUCUCUGAGGACUCCACCCCUGAGGCAGACAUCCAUUUCUCCAAGAAGUUCCUCAACGUCUUCAUGAGUGGACGGUCACGCUCCUCCAGUGCUGAAUCAUUUGGUCUCUUCUCUUGUAUUAUCAAUGGGGAGGAGCAAGAGCAGACACACCGAGCAGUCUUCAGGUUUGUGCCUCGUCAUGAAGAUGAACUGGAAUUGGAGGUCGAUGACCCUUUGCUGGUGGAGGUUCAGGCAGAAGACUAUUGGUAUGAGGCUUACAAUAUGAGGACAGGGGACCGAGGCAUCUUCCCUGCUUACUACGCAAUUGAGGUCACCAAGGAUGCAGAUCAUAUGACAGAUUCAAGCAAGAGUAGCGAUUGGGUGGACCAGUACCGGGUGAAGUUUCUCGGCUCAGUCCAGGUUCCAUAUCAUAAAGGCAAUGAUGUGCUGUGCGCAGCUAUGCAGAAGAUUGCCACUACUCGCCGCCUCACCGUGCACUUUAACCCGCCCUCCAGCUGCGUCCUGGAGAUCAGCAUGAGAGGAGUCAAGAUUGCUGUGAAAGGCGAUGACUCUAAGGAUCCCAGCAAGGGGAAUAAAUGUAGCCACUUUUUCCAGUUGAAGAACAUUUCAUUCUGUGGAUACCACCCAAAGAACAACAAGUAUUUUGGGUUCAUCACCAAGCACCCAGCUGACCACAGAUUUGCGUGCCAUGUCUUUGUUGCAGAGGAGUCCACCAAACCACUUGCAGAGUCUGUAGGGAGAGCCUUCCAUCAGUUCUACAAGGAAUGUGUGGAAUAUACGUGCCCCACAGAGGACAUCUACCUAGAGUAGGGGCCGGGGCAGCCCCCGCCCUCCUGUACAGACAAGGGCCAUUCCCCCCAUUGUGCAUGGACAAGCUGCUUUGAGAUGGAAGGAGGAGUGGGCGUGGGAACAGUGUUCCUCAGUGCGCAGAGCCCCACCUCUUUCAGUGCACCUCCUCUUUCCUUGGGCUGGGGGUUUGGGAUGGGUGGGGUGGGUGGACCAAAAAAAAGGGUUUAUUAUCAGAAGAAGAAAUAUGCUUUUCCGUUCGUUUGUUUAUCUGAAAUAAAGCACCACCAGCGGAAGCAGGUGUUGCUGCCGCUGGUACAGGAGGAGAGUGGGCAUGGGCACUGGGAGUGCCCACUUGAAUGGGCUGCCUUGGUGCUACUGCGGGAGAGAGGGCUCCACGAGUUCUGCUCAAGUCUGUUUGGGGCCUGCUCUAGUUCUAGCUGCCGUGUUCAGCCCUUCACAUUGGGAGUUUAGUAAGAUGGGGAUGCUGCUCUUCCACUGCAGAAGAAGGAAUAGCUAAUAAGCUUGGGGAUGGUUGCAAGUAGUGAGCCCAGUCCCUGGCUGGGAAUGGUGGGGUUGGGGAAUAGUGGAGGAGGAGACAGAGAAUGGGGGUGGUGGCCAGCUGCCCCGCCAGUUCCCAAGACAUAGCAUCCAAGUCUCUUAUCCUGUGCCUGCAAAAAAUCCGGGAACCACUGGAGGAACACUGGUGCCUGUCCUAGCCCCUCCCAGUUUGAAGGCAUGUAGACAGCCAGGGAGGGCCCAUGCCCUGGGAAUCUGCUGAUGGAAAGAGCUCCUCCACCCCGGCCCUUGCUCUAAAUCUCCCUUCCCUCCAUACCCGCUCUCCAGCUGCAGGUUCUGCAUUCACGGAGGGAAUCUGGACCCUGCACAGAACACGAGAGCCAGGGUUCAUCUGAUUCAUCUGCAUCAAGGGGCUUGAGAGGAGCUCCAGCCAUAAGCACAAAAUUGAUUCAGGAAGGGCUUGGUCCCACGGAGAAGAAGCAAAGCUGGGAGAAUAGCAUGAGUGACUAGGGGCUAAUAAGAGCUGCAGAAAGGUGUGCCUUUGCCCUUCUCCCCCCUCCCCCCCAAAAGCAGGGGGCUCUGUGCUUCUGCUCUAAUGACAACAAUGAUUAAACGUUGAUGUUUCAAAGAGA